Molecule: messenger RNA, 825 nt
Organism: Aspergillus sclerotioniger CBS 115572
Lineage: Eukaryota; Fungi; Ascomycota; Eurotiomycetes; Eurotiales; Aspergillaceae
Exons: 1
Coding region: 155-664 (169 amino acids)
Source: RefSeq, a predicted model, not a curated record
AAACUGGAACAUGCGAGGGUCCUGACAAUGAUGUUCAUCCUCGGUAGCUAUUGCUCAGGUUCUUCCAUUCCCCCCAGAUUUGCCUUGCCAUGGCCUUUGGGGACGGUAUCACCCGAUCUCUCGUCGGCCCUUAUUGUCUUAUGGCGGACAUACAAUGCAAGAGAUUGAUUGGAGAGCGAACCUAAAGAACGUGCACUGUCGAGAGAGAUGGACAAUGUUAAUUCACAUCCCAACCCUUCGAGGUUUCCUAGAUACCACCCACGGUAACUAUCGGUGUUGCCGGGAGGCUGGGGAUAUUGAUAGGUGGUGGCCAUUGGGAACCCAGCUGGAUUGCCCUUGGCACUGGGGAUGGCGAUCGACUCGGGGGCCGGUCCGACUGCUGGCCGAAGACAUCACGAUGACGCACAGGUGGACGUGGAAAUUCCCAAUCGGACGAUCUGCGCCUCUGUCGCGAGGCUGGGACGCAGCACCUGGUGAAUCGCCUCAUGAGUCAUUGCGCCUGGAUGCUUCCAGAAGGGUGGAAAUCCGCAGCACUGGACACAAUCCCUCGUCCUUGUGCCCUUCUGCUGUAUGCUUGUGCACCGCCAUCGGGCACAUCGACUCGGUGGACGGAUGCAGCCUCUGGCCAUGCAGGAUGCGACCGUCACCAAGCGGACCGCAGUGAAUGGGUUUAUCGGCAGGCAACGACGUUGGUCAGCCGAGGGAUUAUCCAACAGUUCGGGAUGGCUGGGAGGCUGACAAGCAUCCGGGUUGCAUCGGGUCUAUUCUUAGCAGGGGCUCUGAUAGGUAGGGACCGAUGCAUCACGCUGCAGGAUGGAGCAGCAU